Messenger RNA from Pelagomonas calceolata, 796 nucleotides. NCBI's taxonomy places the organism in Eukaryota, Pelagophyceae, Pelagomonadales, Pelagomonadaceae. The record is from the annotation of a GenBank genome assembly.
AGGCACACUAGCAUUUGAAAAGCGCUUUUACUCGCACGAAUCGGCUGCCCCAAACACACUGCUUUGAAACAAAGACAUGCGGCGGCUGCCCCUCCUCUCCCUGGCAGCCACCGCCGAGGCGGCCUGCUCCGUAGCCGGCCGGUCGAACCCCAAGCUCCGACGAGGCGACGAGACCUACCUCUGCGUCGUGCUCUCGUCGUCCUUAGACUGGGCGGAGGACACGAAAUACGUGCGACUGGGCUUCCGGGCCGAGGUCGACACGUUCGCGCGGUUGGAGGUCCGGGGCGCGUGGGCGCCCCUUACUUCACAGCUUGGUGCCCACCACGCGCUCAAUUCCACGAGCAUCGGCCUCUCGUUACAAUCCGAGGGGAAGCGGAGCUACCAAAGGCGGUGGCGGGAUUUGCAUAGAGGAUCGCCGUCGACCUUUCCGGUGUUAUAUGCUCAGGUGGUACUAGAUCGAGGCGAAGUGGCCGCGGUCGCCUGGGACGCGGGCUGCUUCGACUGCGAGGAGGAGGACGCCGCCUGCACGGCGAACGAGUUCGAGUAUGAUGGUUCAAUGGCCAAGGACGCCGCCGAGCAGUGCUCCGUGGCCGACGACAAAUGCGGGAAAGGAGAGGGGCAAGUUUCCGAGUUAUGUAGGUUGGCGGUCUACGUGUCCUGGACGGGGACGGACAAGGACGGUCGCAAUCUUCUUUCGCAACAGAACCGCCUGUCGCGUUUGGAAAGAUCCCAGGCCGUGUCCCUCGUGUCGAGUCUGGGCAAGGAGGCGGUCGACUUGUAAUAUUGUGUCACAACA